AUGUGUAAAUUAUUAAAGGAAAAUAAAAUUUAUACAUUAAAACAGUUGUCCACAUAUAUAUCGAAUAGUUUACGAUCAUCAAGCAAUGUAACUGAGAACACAAUGAUUGAUGAUGACGUUGACAAUGAAUCAGAUACAAGCAGUAGUAGUGGAAACGAAGACAAUGAUUAUUAUGGUAAGGAUGAUGAAAGUGAAAAUAUUUCUGAGGGUGAAGAUGAUGACAAAAUACCACUGGAUCAUUUUGCGCAAGUACGAAAUACAACAUUCUCAGGUAUGAGAAUAGUCGAAUCUGUCCCACGCGGUGCCGAAAAUUUAUACUUUACGAUAAAAAUCAAUAAUGCAGAUAAAUAUAUACAUAAAACCACUGCUAGUUGGUUAUUAACACAAAAUAACAAUCGUUUACCAUCUGAUCGGUUAUCGAGAGUCAUAGCAACAAGUAGAAAAGAAUAA
This is a messenger RNA of Didymodactylos carnosus, 450 nucleotides long. The record is from the annotation of a GenBank genome assembly. NCBI's taxonomy places the organism in Eukaryota, Metazoa, Rotifera, Eurotatoria, Philodinida, Philodinidae.